Messenger RNA from Copidosoma floridanum, 1868 nucleotides. RefSeq names its product zinc finger protein MEP-1 (gene MEP-1). Gene Ontology annotation, biological process: positive regulation of transcription by RNA polymerase II. Gene Ontology annotation, cellular component: nucleus. NCBI's taxonomy places the organism in Eukaryota, Metazoa, Arthropoda, Insecta, Hymenoptera, Encyrtidae. The record is from RefSeq and is a predicted model, not a curated record.
ACGACAACAGUAUGACUAUCGACAACAGUUCGGACAUUGAGGAGAUCAAACUAGAAGAUCCCCUGGCCGAAGUUGACAGCAAAGACAAAGAAAACUCCAAGCUCAAAAGCUCGUUGUCGUCGCCAUCGUUGGCUUCGUCAUCACUGAAGAACCUUUCUUCAAACAAAAACACAAUCGUCGUAAACGAUACGAAGCGGCUAGUAGAAAUAGCAGCUGGUAGUAAAAAUAUGAAAGGUGGCAAGAAGGAGCCCACUUUGGUCAUAAUAGACACAAACUCAAUUCUGUCAGGCAAGGGCGGCGUGCCCGUCUCAAACAGUUCAAAGUCACACCAUCAUCACCACCACCACCAUCAGCACUCGAGUUCCUUCUCAAUGAUGCCGAUCGGUGUUGGCCCUCAACAAAUGUACGGCAAUACCCGAACGACCAUAAUGCCCGUGCCAAUGAAGGCGCCUCACAUCAGUAACAAAUCUACGACGAUCACACCUGUCAUGAAUCCGCUCCAUCAGCAGUCACUUCAGCAGCAUCAUCACCAUCAACAGCAACAGCAGCAACAACCUUUGCCGCAAAUAUUGCCGACUUUGACGGAUGAUAUGUUUGUUGUUGAGGCGCCGUCGUUUAUUGUACCUUAUGUAUACGAAAAGCCACCGCUUAAGCCCAUGAAGGAGUUUGUUGACAGAUUAGAUCACAGCAUUAAAGAAUUCGAAAAGGAGGAAAAGAUUCAAAAGCAGAAAGAAAAGGAAAAAAAUAAAGCUGAGGGCAAAGAUGAUGAAGACGAUAGCGACGAUGAAGAGAAGAUAGAAGAUAGAUUUGUAGAAAAAGAAAAGAGUGAGGAAGAGAAAAACAAAAGUUCUUCUUACUUUGAUUUACCCCUUGGUAAAUUUUUCAUCUCCAUUGGUGUUGGUCUCGUGCAAGAAUAUGUACAGACUGAUCUUUUGCGCACUCAGAAACGCAAACACAGCAAAGGUGGCACGACAGCCGAAACUCAAAUGGCAAUUAACUCCCUUAUAAAGAAUCUUGAAUUCAGCAAAGAAAAUAACGAGCCGUUCCGAUUCGAGCUCAAAAAGUGCGAGUUCUGCAAUUUCAAAACUGAGUCGGCAUUGGUCAUGCAGCACCAUCUUGAGACGCCUCAUAUGCGUAACUAUGUGUACAAAUGUAACUUUUGUACAGUGGAGGUUCGCAGUCCACAUGACAUUCUGUUUCACAUGGAAGCAGAACACAACACGCGGGGAAGAUUGGAGCGCAGUCCAGCUUUCCACCAAUGCCCAAACUGUCCAUUCGAGGACAAUCAGAAGGGUAAACUUACGCGGCACAUUCUUGCUUGCCAGAAAAAGUUUCGACCCGAGAGGAAUCUAGAGCCGUCGAUGGAUUGGGAACCACCUGCGAAAAUUCCCAGGCUCAAUCGACCACGGAAUAUGGGUCCUCAACCAUCUCCAAGUGCCUUGGCAAUGGCGAUGAACGUCAAAGGACAACAGUCUGUGCUGCCUAAGUUGUUGCCCGCGCCGGUCACUGGUAGAGGUAGAGGAAGGCCACCUGUGCAUCCGAGGUACCCAGACUUGAAAAAUCUCAGACCGACUGGAGUGCCACCCAAUAUGCGACAAGAUAAUAUGUCAAGCAUGAUGUAUCGGCCAACUUCGUCAGGACUAAUGGUGCCUAAUCCAAAUCAAUAUUACAGUAAUAACCAAAUAUUCCAGGUGGUGGGUGGCUCUGGGACUGUCGUUUCGGCUGUAUCAGGGUUGAGCAGCAGUAGUGGCAACAGUUCCGGACGACCCAUGCCCAUUGCCCUAUUACCCAACGUUAGUGAAUCCCAGUCUAGGUUACUCUCGGCACAGGUAAAUAAAUGUUGCCCGGGUUUAGUGGAAUUUACUUAA